GUAGAGAGCGAGAGAGAGAAAGGUACGGAGAAGAUCAUCAGUUGCUAGCGUUAACAUGGCGGAGACCGUACGCUCGCUCUUCGACUACCGGGAGCCACCGACCCUAGACAGCGACGGAGAGGGCAGCAAACCAGCGCCACCGCAACGGGGACGCGGCUGUGGAAGAAAAAGAAAAGGGACACCUGUUAAAGUCUUCGUCACUGACAAUGUGGAGGAGAACGUGCCUGAACACAGCUAUGGCCCAGGUGAUCGUAAGGAAGCAGCAGAGAACAAGCGACCUACCCUGGAUGGACCAUUCUACACCACUGACCCUGCACACAACUGUGGUUCGUCAGAGCAGGGCGAGGAGGGUGGAGCUGGGGUGGCAAGGGGAGGGGCUGGGGGGUCGGUGUACCCCCCCCCCCCUAACUGCCGUAUCCGAGAGGUGCACUGUGGCAGCCAGGUGCGUCUGGUGGUCAUCGCCAUCAGAGACAUCACUAAGGGAGAGGAGAUCACCGUGGACUACAGCCUGACUGAGUGGGGAGACAACACCAUGGGAUUCCGUGGCCCAGUCUCUCCCGGGCGUUACGAGUGCAACUCCGACCCCGAGAACGACAAUAUCAAAAAGGAGGAGGAGUCUAUCUCUCCCUCCACCCAGCAGGACUACCUCACCCCCUCCUGGUCCCUCUCUCCCUCCUCCUCCCCCGUCUCCCACUCUGAUGCCAGCGACUCAGACCCUGAGAACGAAGCCGGUGAGGAAGGAGCGCCCCGGGGCCCGCGCCAUCCGGCGCUGCAAGAAACCCCACACUCCCUCCAAGAGAAAGACACCACACCGGACGCACCCGGGAGCAGGGCGUGGACCCCUGCUGGUUCACCAGCCCCUGCCCUCCUCCCCCCUUCCACACUCCCCCCUCCUCCUCCAGCACCAGACCUCUCUUCAAGGCCCCGGCUCCGCUAGCA
This is a messenger RNA of Hypomesus transpacificus, 939 nucleotides long. RefSeq lists its product as uncharacterized. NCBI's taxonomy places the organism in Eukaryota, Metazoa, Chordata, Actinopteri, Osmeriformes, Osmeridae. The coding region runs from base 56 to 937 and encodes 293 amino acids. The record is from RefSeq and is a predicted model, not a curated record. Gene Ontology annotation, molecular function: protein binding. The transcript has 6 exons.